AUGAGGGCUUUAACGUUACUUCUGAGUUGUGUUAUCCUGGCUGUUUGUCUGGUGCAUCAGGCAGGAGGCGCCAGCACGGCAGUAUCUACGACGACAACGACAACAACAACAACAACCACGGAAUCCUCCUCCGACACCACAACCACUACUGAAUCAUCUAGCGACACCACCAGCACCACUUCAAGCUCCAGCUCCAGCUCUAGCUCCAGCUCUUCUAGCUCCUCUUCCGCAGCACUUAAACGGUUGAGAAGGAGGCUGAAGCGUCUCAGACGUUUGGAACGUCUGAGGGCCGCCAGAGAGAAGAGGAGAAUCCGCAGGCUUUUGGCUGCCGAAAGGAGAAGGCUUGCUAGGAGAUCAACUGGUACCAGGAGAGAAGGUACUACCAGGAGAAGGAUUGUGUUGUGA
Messenger RNA from Drosophila albomicans, 405 nucleotides. Its product is annotated as protein new-glue 3-like. The record is from RefSeq and is a predicted model, not a curated record. The coding region runs from base 1 to 405 and encodes 134 amino acids. Lineage: Eukaryota; Metazoa; Arthropoda; Insecta; Diptera; Drosophilidae. The transcript has a single exon.